Messenger RNA from Colossoma macropomum (tambaqui), 3354 nucleotides. RefSeq lists its product as uncharacterized. Gene Ontology annotation, molecular function: cytokine activity. The transcript is spliced from 7 exons. Gene Ontology annotation, biological process: cellular response to lipopolysaccharide; cytokine-mediated signaling pathway; inflammatory response. The coding region runs from base 937 to 2013 and encodes 358 amino acids. NCBI's taxonomy places the organism in Eukaryota, Metazoa, Chordata, Actinopteri, Characiformes, Serrasalmidae. The record is from RefSeq and is a predicted model, not a curated record.
GCCUGUUCUUGGAACCAUUAUCCUACUGAAGAGCUCAGACUGUAAGCAUUCUGUCUACAUUACUAACUCCAAGUUCUCUUGAUAUUAAUUGGAGAACCUGUAUGAUGUCUCUGUCAUUGCUACAAUACAGUAAAACUAUUCAUUUCCAUGCCGUGCACAGUAAAACCUGAAUAGAUUGUUAAUGUGCUUUUGUAUAUUAAAAUAAGAGAAAGUACAAAACUGUCCCUCUGUAGAAAAUCAACAUCCACACAGGAUCAGAAAAAAGAAAGAUCUAGAAACAGGCAUGGUCCAUUUUUAAAGCCUAUGUUUAGAGUUUCAACUGAGAGUGUAAGCAGUUUCACAUGAGCUUGUCCUUUUUGUCUCUUUGACAUUUCCUUUGCCCUUCUGUAUGUGGGUUGUUUAUGGCAACCUUCACCCCACUCUUCACCAGAAUUCAAGUAAACCUAACUAGGUUAUGUACUGUUUCUUUUUAUGGUGUAUGCUUUCUACCCCACCAUAUAAAACCCACUAGUGCUUCAGGUUGUUUUCUCUAAAACUGCAGCUCGUACUUGUACUGCAAAAUAUGAGCAGUUUCCUUGUGCUUAUAAAUAACCUCAACAUAGUGGCCCUGUUGCAGGUGUAGUAGUAAUUGCAGGAAGGAGUAAAAAGAUGAAUUACUUGUAAAACAGUUCAAUAAAUCAUAUAUAUCACACCAGAGAUGUGUUAUAUACUCAUUUUUAUAUCCCACUCCAUUCAUUGUUUUCCGUAUAUUCCUUUACCCAGAGCAUACCUUCCCUUUUUAAAAACAGAGGUACAUUUUUUCUGUUGCUGGUGGCAUCGUUGCUUGUUUCUCCUGCAGCUGUGCGCUGCUUCCUCUUUUCUCGAGAAAGCCCCACAAUCCAAUGAGGUCACCUCUGAACAUAUUUAGUGGUGUCCUGCCCACUUCUUGCCGUAUAUAUGUGCGUGAGGUCUUGUGCUCCUGCCAGAGUUGUUAGCAUCUGCCAAGACAGCAACAUGGCACAGGCCAGUCCUUUUUGUGGGGGGGUUUCCCUGCUUCACACUGCGGUUGAUGGGAAACACCACUAUAAAGUGAAGAAUGUUUUGACCCAUGCACAAAGUACUUUUGCCAGGAAGGGAGACAAAAUCCUGAUGAUAAAUGGUGUGAAAACUGAGGAUUUGCCCCCAGAGAAGUUUACCAGCAUGCUAAAGUCAGGAUCUCCCAUCCUGACUAUACACCAAGCAAGCAUUGACACAGGCAUAAACGAAUGCUUGGAGUCUGAUGCUAUCCAACCUUACCGCAAGGAGGAGAUCACCUUGCACUUCAAUAUGGCUAUGGUUAGAGAGGAGUGUCUGGAGGGAGAAGAAAAUGGAAUUGAUCCAGCUGUGUGUGAAUUGGAGAGCGACUGGGAGAAUGGGAGUGAAUGGGAGAGCAACAUUGAUGAUGAGGAACUGCUCCUUGUGUCCAUGAAUGAAACCAGCAUAGACUUUGUGAGCGAAGGGGGCUGUGAUCCUCAUGGGUGCAACCUCAGUGAAGUUGUUGUGACAGCUGAGACGUGCGACGUUACAUCAGUUGGCAGGGAAUACAUCAAGAAGUUUGCCAAAAAACAACACUGGAUAAGGCUUGUACAAGAGUUAAACCCACAAAAUUUCUUCUCAGCGAAAAUCACUAUCAACUACUACAUCUCAAAUAUACUACCAGAUCUUGGUAGAGGUGUCCCUGUUGUACUGAACUUCACUGGCUCUAAUACGUUCCUGAAAUGCACAUUGGAGAGUGGGAAAGUAGUGUUAAAAACUGAGUGCUGUGAUGAAAGACAGCUGCAGAAAAUCUGUAAGGAUAACGAGCAAACGUGGCCUUUUGUCUUCUACUUCACGACUGUGAAGGACAGCACACAACACUUCGAGUCAGCUGCACACAAAGGUUGGUUUAUCCAGACUACAUAUCCUAAAAUCCCUGUGGUUAUGGAAAAUAGAACAGAACAAAACAGUGGGAGCUUCUAUUUCGUCAUUUCCUCCAAGUCCUCCACAUCACUGUGAGGUCAUCUUUUUCCAAGAGAGUCAGUGCUAAUUCAACAUUCCAAUCCACAUGGGGCUCAGAGUUGAAUUUAAUUAAUUCUGUAAAUGUGAAUUGACUGAAAAUAUCACAGUUGUUAGUAUAAAUCAGGAGUAGCAAAGGGGUUGAAGUUUCCCUUUGACACUGACUUGUCAAAUACUUUAUAUUCGUCACAGAGUAAUAUUAACCUCACCAGUAUUAAUGAUUCUCACUUACUUUCAUUCAUUAUAAGAUACAGUGCCAUUUUUGGUGUAAAUAUUCUUUUUAAGCCACAGUUUGCAAGUUCUUUUUUGUUAAAACUGAAACAGGCUGCUUUGCUAAGUCAGGACAAAACAUGCUAAAAUAUGGUCUCCCUAUAAGCUCAAUUUAUUAAUUUAAAAUGAUAAAGACUUAAUGACAGUAGUAGAUCAUUAACAUCCCUAGAAGACACAACCUUCACCGAGUUUUAAGUGAGUUUUCAUUUGGAUCAUUUGUCCAGAGAGGUCCCCCAAACUUACAUAUCUUUAUCUUUUGAUAGAUAGAGAUCAAAAGGCACCUUCUACCCAAAGCUGGUUAAAAGCUGAGGUACAAAUUUUAACUGCCAUUGCAGAAACAAGUAGUUAUGUGUCAUACCACAAUUGAUUGGUUUUCAUUCCUUUGUUUAAUGAACGCUUCUUUCAUCUUUAUAAGCUUCUGUGCUCUUUGCUGUAAGCUACAACACUUCGCAUUUAUAAAACAAAUUUAUUCAGUAUGAAAAGUCACAUUACUUUUGUGCCAAUGUGCAGAAAUCUUCAUUUUGUUUUGAUACUACUAAAAUGAAAAAAAAAGUUUUUUUUCAAUAUCUAUAAUGCUGAUAAACAGAAUAUUUACAUAUAAUGUUUUUACACAAUUUAAGAAUUUUAUAUUGUCUUUAUUUUUAUAUAUAAAACUGCAGUGCAUUGUAAGAUUUUCACACAAAAAUAUCUUCAUUUGUUUAUGAAUGUUACAAUAGCUGUAGAUUUUCUUUCAGUUGCUGUAAUAAUUUCUUGGUAAUACUGUUUUUGUGGUGUGAGGGUUGGUAGUCUGUUUUUGGUCAGUUCAUUAAAAUCCUGUUUGCUCACUGUCGCUCUCUUUUUUUUGGUAUAUCCUCAGAUGCUUCAUUAUAUGGCUUUUCAGGCUCCUCAGGUUUCUUGUAUUGAUUAUAAAUUAGGUGGUUACAUUGUUGAAUUGUAUUAAACUAAAUUGUGAUGUUACAAGUGCUAUGUGUAUCCUUGUCAUUUUUGUACCUUCCAAUUGUUCUUGCUGUACUUUUUAAACAUUUUUUAAAUAAAAGUUUCAAACUCUAAAAAUGUGUCUGUGUUCAUGAA